Messenger RNA from Acanthaster planci (crown-of-thorns starfish), 4273 nucleotides. Its product is annotated as metal cation symporter ZIP14-like. Gene Ontology annotation, cellular component: plasma membrane. The record is from RefSeq and is a predicted model, not a curated record. Lineage: Eukaryota; Metazoa; Echinodermata; Asteroidea; Valvatida; Acanthasteridae. Gene Ontology annotation, molecular function: zinc ion transmembrane transporter activity; monoatomic cation:bicarbonate symporter activity. Gene Ontology annotation, biological process: intracellular monoatomic cation homeostasis; zinc ion import across plasma membrane.
CAGAACGCCCAUCGGAUUAUUGUGAAUCAAAUCACGCCAGUCGAUGAAGAAUGGUCGCAUUGUACAAUUAGUCACAAUUAGAAUCUUUGGGUGCAUGUUGGAGUUUUUUAUGUGAGAGAAAGAUAGAGAGUCAGAAGUCAUUUUUGACUUGCUCGAGAAAGACAGAGGUUUGAAGAGUGACUGUGUGAUGCAAGACCGGUUUUGACUCCCUAGUAUCAGAAAUCUGAGCCAGCAGAUUUAGCUUUGUUUUGGAUCUGUUGACCACUUUGGUAAAGGACGGAAAAAUCUGUUUCCGUGAGAAUUAGGCAAACUAGGGCCUAAUUCCAGCCAGCACCAGCAAACUAGGGCCUAAUUCCAGUCGGCAUAAACGACUUCAUGGCAACAGUUCACCUCCCAAGACAGUUGUUCAGCAAAUUACCACUUCAUGGAAUACAGGCAUAGGAUCCAGCAUCUGUGUGAGUGUUAAAGAUUCGACGUGAGUCUGGUUUGUGCUCUUUGAACGACUUCGCGAUGGCAUCCCUUUUGCAAAGGAUUUGGAAUGGUGGUCCAUCUCUAUGGCUGGCUGUAGCUGUGACUUGCAUGCUCCUGGGCAGCAGCCACACAUCCAUUCUGCCAGGAGCUUCAGAAAUGUUCCGGGCUGGAUUGGGUCUAGAUUUGACCGGAGGAAAAGUCCGAGAGCGCCGGCAUGUUGCCAAUGAGUCUUCCCUGAUGCAGAUUAUCGACGCCUUUGGCGCCAGCGGGGCGAUGACUAAGGAGCAACUGCAGAAGUUACAGACAGCGAUGAAUUCCCAGUGCCAUUCUGUAGACAAGCUCCUCUCGUAUCAUUCCUUAACCGAGGAGGAUUUGCUGAACAACACAGCGGCAGCACUGCAGGAAAUCUGCCCGUCCCUGCUCUACCAGACGGCCCUACAUUCAUGUUCGCAUCACGACCACGAGGACGAUCACCACCACGAUCAUGACCACGGUUACCAUGAAGGCGAAGAGCCGACCACAGCACAAGUUUGGGGCUACGGUAUCCUCUGUGUGACCAUCAUCAACCUGGGGUCGCUCAUGGGUGCUUUUGUCGUCCCAUGCAUGGACAAAAAGGUCUACAAGCUCAUUCUAACCUACCUCGUUGGACUGGCCGUGGGCACCCUGACCGGAAGUGCUCUCCUUCACCUGAUCCCCAAGACGUAUCAAGUGCAUGAGGAUGAUGUGGUAUGGAGAAAUACCUGCAUCUUGGCGGGUAUAUACAUAUUCUUUAUGGCAGAACGAUUCUUGAAGAUUUUUUCGACCAGAAAGGACUUGAACAGGGAGAAGAAACAACAGGAUGGCAUUACGCAUAUCUCAGGAAUGCACGAUAUGACACCACAUGACGAGCCCUACAAGAUCACCUCGGGUGACUCCGCCCUUGGGCUGAGCGAUUCCAUACCAACCCUUGAGACUAAGGAUGCUUUUGUGCAAAAAGACAAUGACCUGACCAAGAAUGGCAAAGUGCAUAUCGCCACGGUGGCUUACAUGAUCGUCUUCGGGGACGGCCUGCAUAACUUCGUAGACGGGUUAGCUAUCGGGGCUUCCUUCAGUACGUCACUGCUGGCUGGGUUCUCGACUUGCAUAGCGAUCGCCUGCGAGGAAUUCCCGCAUGAACUCGGGGAUUUCGCUAUUCUUCUGAAAUCUGGACUGUCUGUGAAACAAGCCAUGGCUUUCAAUUUCACGUCUGCCUUGGCUUGCUACAUUGGACUUGUGAUCGGCAUUGUCGUUGGCCGUCUGACAUCAGCAGAGCCUUAUAUAUUCGCACUGGCUGCCGGCAUGUUUUUGUACAUCGCCUUGGCUGACAUGCUUCCGGAGAUCUCCAACGUGGCUUCCAAGGACAACUUCAAACUCAGUCAAGAGCUGAAAAUCUUCCUGUUGCAGAAUGCCGGAAUUCUGACGGGGUUCGCCAUCAUGAUUUUGCUGUCCGUGUACCACCACCAAAUCCAGAUCAAAGGCUAGCUGUCCAUCGGGAAGAGCAGAUUGGGUGGACUUCACGAGCCGUCAACAUGGUCUCGACAUAAACUUUUAUAACACCAUUAGAUUCAACUCGAAGCCACCGGGGUACGCCCUUACCUCAUCUUCCUACGUGCACCCAUGGGCGUUAAUAUGACGUCUGUUCACGCACCAUAGAUGUUAUAUUGUAGUCCAUGGGGCGCAGUCGCGCAUCUAAAAUUCAGUCUUUCUUGCGUGCUCGUAAAGAGGUUAACUCCAGUGAUCCUUUCCACAAGGUAUAGAAUUAUUGUAAAAUGAGACGCAAGAUCCAAGUACUUUGCUUUGUAGCUAGCCGUUAGAACGGUUACACUGAAUAAUUUGUAAUGUUAUGAGUUCUGAAAAAAGGGGGUUGAUUUGGUUUGUGGAUGUUGCUGUGAGAACUAAAUUCUAUUUUUAUAUGUGGUGGAAACGAAGCCGUCUGUGGGGCAUUGGGAAUUCCUAAUAUCGCACUGGCGUCAGUGACCCCUGUUAAUAAAAUUGAAAUGAAAAUAUCUUGUUUGGUUGCCUGAUCUGCAAAGGUGAAAUGUUAAUCGGGAAAGUUAGCAUAAAGGUAUUUAGCAUUUCUUUUUUAAACAAAUGACAAUAUUUUAUUCAGAUGAGUUCGGGUAACUAAAGUGUGUUUUUCUAUAAAUAAAAAUAAAAAUCUGCUUGUAUAUAUUUGUACUUUGGGACAUAUUUUUAGAAUAAACGUUUUAUGAAGUACUAGUGCAGGUAUUAGCAUCUACCAAAUAAUCGAUGGAUACUAGUCAUGUUAAUGAGUGCAAUCGAAUGUUCUAUUCUAUGAAGCAAAGCUGCAUGGAAUGGAACUUGCCACAAGCAUACGAAAGCACACCAUGCAUUUCCACAAACUGCCAGGCCUGUAGGUAUGCAACUGGUAACCUGCAGUUCACUUUUAGUUUUCUUUCUCCCACGCACGCCAUUCUGAGUAAAACAUUUCCUGCCUGAAGAGAGAAUCCAAUUUUCUGAAAUGGAGACUUCCAUUUGUGUGUAUGAUUUUUUAUGUUUAACUGCCUGAGAGAUUUCCAGUUAUCAUUGAUGACUGGCUUCAAGCCUGUAAUUACUUUAUGAAUUUCAGAACUUUACUUUUUACCGUUUUCGUCAUAGCAGUGACACUUAAUAAGUCACUAAUAUUUUUACUUCAGUAGUGUGAAAACUAGAAGUAUGUAAAUCAGUUGUAGUAGGCCUAUUUGAAACUUGCGUUUCCUGUUCAUGGUUUCCCAAGAAAGUGUGAUUGUACAGGUUUGCAUUGAAGCCAUCUUAAGGGGACAGUUCUUAUAUUCAAAAUUAUUUGCACAGAUGGGGUUUCAUUUAGGAACCAAAGAUCUGCCCUACAAGAUGGCUUCCACGCAAAGCCUCUACAGAAUGUGCUGUGUUGUAAAUGUGAAGUGGAUCAGCGGACUUGCACAGUCUCCAAAAACACAUAUAUCAGUGAUUGUAUGUACCGGCGUAUCAUGGUGGCCAUUCCCCGACUCCCCCCCCCCCAAAAAAAAGUUUUUGAAAAAUAGUCAGAGAAAGGCGGCUUGGGGAUCGAUUUCAUUUGGUGUUAUUACAUUAAGUAGUAAAAAGCCCUCAAAUAUUGCCUGAAGUACUCCCAGUUAAGGCAAUAAAACGCUACAUGAAACAUCCCAAAUUCCCCUCCCCCACAAAAUAACAAAAGGACAUUAGCAAGUAGUCUCAAUCGAGCCGCAAGCUAUAGGGAAAUGUAAUCCUUUGCUAUUUCCCCAUUCCCAUUGAUAGCGUCGUUUGAGACCAAGUUAUGAUCCACUACUGUAGAAUCUGCCUGAUUCAUUAGAGAGAAGUUGCACUUUCCUUCCCUUCAAAACAGUACCCGAAGGUUUACGAUAUGGAUCCAGCACGAUCAUUUGCGUACAGGAAAUUGCAGAAGUUCGGGGUCCGAUUUUUGUGUCCCUGUUACAUCCAACCAUUGUUAUUGGACAUGAAAAUAUCACCGGAAUUGAUUUCAAACUAUUACCAGUUGUAUAGCAGGUAAUUUCCAUCAACUCAACACUCUUGGAAAUUAGAAAAUUUGUUCUGAACUUUAAAAAAUCAUGUCAGAUAUGACAGGGACACGAAAAAAUGGACCCCUAAUUUUUGGAAUUACCCAUACACGUACAUGUAUUCAGGUGCGAUUUAAAAUAUUCUAGUUGUAAGGUUUAAUUAAGAUGUUUAACUUUUUUUGGUUUUGUUUUAAUUUCAAACCACUUGAGUGUAGGAUGCAGUUAACUCUAGAGGAUUAAAGUAUGUAUCAGUAAGUUUCAUUUUCUUUCAA